Molecule: messenger RNA, 3174 nt
Organism: Tetrahymena thermophila SB210
Lineage: Eukaryota; Ciliophora; Oligohymenophorea; Hymenostomatida; Tetrahymenidae
Exons: 36
Biological process (GO): activation of GTPase activity; nucleocytoplasmic transport
Cellular component (GO): cytosol; perinuclear region of cytoplasm; nucleus
Molecular function (GO): GTPase activator activity; small GTPase binding
Source: RefSeq, a predicted model, not a curated record
AUGAUAUAAUAGAUUAAAAGAUAUAACAAAUUAGAAGAAUUUUUAAGCUCUUCAAAUUUACCUCAUUAGAUUCUCCAUAUUGAUCUGGGGUUUAAUUCUAUUGGUGAUGAAGGUGUAUCAGGCUUAGGUUCAGCUUUAGCAAAAUGCAUUACUCUCUCAAAUUUGACACUUAACCUUCGGUUUAAUUAUAUUGGCGAUGAAGGUGCAUCAGGCUUAGGUUCUGCUUUAGCAAAUUGCAUUAAUCUCUCAAAUUUGACCCUUGACAUUAGUAUGAAUGAAAUUGGUGCAAUUGGUGCAUCAGACUUAGGCUCUGCUUUAGCAAAUUGCAUUAAUCUCUCAAACUUGACAUUUGACCUUUAUAAGAAUGAAAUUGGUGCAAUUGGUGCAUCAGGCUUAGGUUCUGCUUUAGCAAAUUGCAUUAAUCUCUCAAAUUUGACACUUGAACUUGGGUUUAAUUAUAUUGGCGAUGAAGGUGCAUCAGGCUUAGGUUCUGCUUUAGCAAAUUGCAUUAAUCUCUCAAAUUUGACCCUUUGGAUUGGGGGAAAUUAAAUUGGCGAUGAAGGUGCAUCAUGCUUAGGUUCUGCUUUAGCAAAUUGCAUUAAUCUCUCAAAUUUGGCACUUUACCUUUAUGAAAAUUAAAUUGGCGAUGAAGGUGCAUCAGGCUUAGGUUCUGCUUUAGCAAAUUGCAUUAAUCUCUCAAAUUUGACACUUAAACUUUGUGAAAAUUAAAUUGGCGAUGAAGGUGCAUCAUGCUUAGGUUCUGCUUUAGCAAAUUGCAUUAAUCUCUCAAAUUUGACACUUGAUCUUGAUAAGAAUGAAAUUGGUGCAAUUGGUGCAUCAGGCUUAGGCUCUGCUUUAGCAAAUUGCAUUAAUCUCUCAAAUUUGACACUUUACCUUUAGUUUAAUUAUAUUGGUGAUGAAGGUGUAUCAGGCUUAGGUUUAGCUUUAACAAAAUGCAUUAAUCUCUCAAAUUUGACACUUGAACUUGAUGAAAAUUAAAUUGGUGCAAUGGGUGCAUCUGGCUUAGGUUCUGGUUUAGCAAAAUGCAUUAAUCUCUCAAAUUUGACACUUCUCCUUAUUAAAAAUUAAAUUGGCGAUGAAGGUGCAUCAGGCUUAGGUUCUGCUUUAGCAAAUUGCAUUAAUCUCUCAAAUUUGACCCUUGACAUUGGGGGAAAUUAAAUUGGUGACGAAGGUGCAUCAGGCUUAAGUUCAGUUUUAGCAAAUUGCAUAACUCUCUCAAAUUUGACACUUCACCUUGGUGAAAAUUAAAUUGGUGCAAUGGGUGCAACUGGCUUAGGUUAUGGUAUAGCAAAAUGCAUUAAUCUCUCAAAUUUGGCACUUUAUCUUUGGAGAAAUUAAAUUGGUGAUGAAUGUGCAUCAGCCUUAGGUUCAGCUUUAGCAAAAUGCAUUAAUCUCUCAAAUUUAACACUUUAUCUUAAGGGAAAUUAAAUUGGUGAUGAAGGUGCAUCAGUCUUAGGUUCAGCUUUAGCAAAAUGCAUUAAUCUCUCAAAUUUAACACUUUAUCUUAAGGGAAAUUAAAUUGGUGAUGAAGGUGCAUCAAGCUUAGGUUCAGCUUUAGCAAAAUGCAUUAAUCUCUCAAAUUUAACACUUUACCUUGAUAACAAUGAAAUUGAUGAUUAAGGAGUAUUAGGCUUAGGUUCUGCUUUAGCAAAUUGUAGUAAUCUCUCAAAUCUGACACUUUAUCUUGAUAAUAAUGAAAUUGGUGAUGCAUCAGGCUUAUGUUCUGCUUUAGCAAAUGGUACAAAUCUAACAAAUCUGACACUUUAUCUUAAUAGUAAUUAAAUUGGUGAUUAAAGUGCAUCAGACUUAGGUUCUGGUUUAGCAAAUUGCACUAAUCUCUCAAAUCUGGAACUUUAUCUUUAUAACAAUGAAAUUGGUGAUUAGGGUGCAACAGGCUUAGGUUCUGCUUUAGCAAACAGCACUAAUCUCUUAAAUUUGACACUUAGUCUUAGUAACAAUUAAAUUGGUGCAACAGGUGUAUCAGGCUUAGGCUCUGCUUUAGCAAAUUGUACUAAUCUCUCAAGUUUGAAACUUAGUCUUAGGUACAAUUAAAUUGGUGAUUAAGGUGCAUCAGGUUUAAGUUUAGCUUUAGCAAAUUGCACUAAUCUCUCAAAUUUGACCCUUGAUCUCGAGAAAAAUUAAAUUGGUGAUUAAGGUGCAUCAGGCUUAGGUUCUGCUUUAGCAAAUAUCACUAAUCUCUCAAAUUUGACACUUAAUCUUGAUAGUAAUUAAAUUGGUGCAACAGGUGUAUCAGGUUUAGGUUCUGGUUUAGCAAAUAGCGCUAAUCUCUCAAAUUUGAAACUUAGUCUUAGGUACAAUUAAAUUGGUGAUUAAGGUGCAUCAAGCUUAGCUUCUGCUUUAGCAAAUUGCACUAAUCUCUAAAAUUUGGAACUUUAUCUUUAUAACACUUAAAUUGGUGAUUAAGGUGCACCAGGCUUAGUUUCUGCUUUAGCAAAUUGCACCAAUCUCUAAAAUUUGACACUUAGUCUUAGGUAAAAUUAAAUUGGUGAUUAAGGUGUAUCAGACUUAGGUUCUGCUUUAGCAAAUUGUACUAAUCUCUCAAAUCUGAUGCUUGAUCUAGAUAACAAUCAAAUUGGUGAUUUAGGUGCAUCAGGCUUAGGUUCUGCUUUAGCAAAUUGCACUAAUCUCUCAAAUUUAACACUUUAUCUUGGGUACAAUUAAAUUGGUGAUUAAGGUGCAUCAGGCUUAGGUUCUGCUUUAGCAAAUUGCACAAAUCUCUAAAAUUUGGCACUUAAUUUUAUAAAAAAUUAAAUUGGUGUUAAAUGUGCAUCAAGCUUAGGUUCUGCUUUAGCAAAUUGCAUUAAUCUCUCAAAUUUGACACUUGACCUUAGUUACAAUUAAAUUGGUGCAAUGGGUGCAUUAGACUUAGGUUCUGCUUUAGCAAAAUGCAUUAAUCUCUCAAAUUUGACACUUGACCUUUGGGAAAAUUAAAUUGGUGAUGAAGGUGCAUCAAGCUUAGGUUCUGCUUUAGCAAAAUGCAUUAAUCUCUCAAAUUUGACAAUUUGCAUUAAUUACAAUUAAAUUGGUGCAAUGGGUGCAUUAGACUUAGGUUCUGCUUUAGCAAAAUGCAUUAAUCUCUCAAAUUUGACACUUUUCCUUGGGUAAAAACAGUUUAUUUGUUUUGGAUUGUGA